GGGUUGAUUGUUUUGGAAUACCUUGUGGCACAUGGAUCUGAACGUGUCAUCGAUGACAUUAAAGAGCACUCGUACCAGAUAUCGUCACUAUCCAGCUUUCAGUAUAUUGAUUCGAGUGGAAGGGAUCAAGGUAACAAUGUUCGAAGGAAAUCACAGAGUCUUGUUGCUCUGGUAAACGAUAAUGAAAGAAUACAAGAAGCUAGACAGAAGGCAGUGGCAAACAAGGACAAGUAUCGUAGUACAUUCUCAACCAGUGGAUCUAAAUAGACCUGGUUCAUAUUCAAAUACUGGAGGCUAUGGUGAUCGCUAUGAUGAUGAUCGUUUUGAAGGUCGUUAUGGUAACAGAGAGGAAGACCGGAAUGGGUAUGGGAGGGAAAGAGAUUGGGGACAUAGGGAUGAUGAGAGAUAUGGUCGAGGUAGAAAUUCUUUCGGUCGUGAUGGAGAUCGGUUUGGCUCUGAAUCUGAAGAACGUUAUGGAAGAGAUAAUUACAAAGAUGAUGAUUACAGAGGAGGACGUGGUGGUGAUGAUCACCAGUUUGGGCCAAGAAAUAGGAGCUUUGAAAGAGAUGGAGAUCGCUCCUUCGAAGAUGAUGAUCGUCAUGCAUCUCGAACUGGUGGCAGGGAUGAUGACCAUUCUCAGCAUGAGAGGUUUGAACGCAAGCUCUCUGAGAAGAAUAAUAUUGCACCUCCCAGUUACGAAGAAGCAUCGGGUAAUUCCCAGAGUCCUACACAGAUAGAAAGGGACGGAGGAGCUGCAGCGGCACCUGCACCAAAAGCAUCUUCCCCCCCUCCACCAAAAAGUGUUUCCCCUUCUGGAAAUACAAGCCAAGGUUCACAUAAUGUGGCUGGUGGAUCUUUUGAAGCCCAUAAUAACAAUACUGAAGCUUUUGAUGAAUUUGAUCCACGUGGUCUUGUAUCAGCAGCCCCACCUCCUGCAAGCAGUACUGGGAUGGACUUCUUUGGAUCCUCAUCAGCAUCAGAUUCUAUAAGUUCCUUGGCUCUUGUUCCAGUUGCUACUUACAGUACCUCAUCUGAAGCUGCUGCACCAACAAGUUCAAGCUUUGAUGCAAACUUCAUGGCCCCUCCACCAGCCUCUGCAGUAUUGAGCCAGGCUAGCGAAAAUCCAUUUGGUGAUUCUCCUUUCAAGGCUACACAAGAAAGUUAUUCAGCUCCGCAGCAGAAUUUUGUGCCUCAAGCAUCAUUCCAGGCUUUUCCUGAAUCUGCCCCACCAGCAGCUUCAUUCCAGCCAUUUUCUGGCUCAUUUGGAGUUGCCGAAUCUGCCCCACCAGCAGCCCCAGCCACCAAAGUUGAACCAAUCCCAACCUUUGAUUUUGGGGACUCAUUGGGUGGUAUAACUUAUACUCCCAGUGCUGCCAAUGGCCAACAGUCAACAGUGAACAAUGCAUUUGGGGGCGCCGACUUUACUGCAGGACCCGGAAGCAAUGGUUUCUUGGAUACCCUUCAUCCGCAGACAGGACCUUCGCAGUUAGUUUCUUCUCCGGCACCUCAAUCUUUCACUCACGCAACACCUCAACCUUUCGUACAGACUGGUCAUCUAAAUACUCUUCCUCAAUCAGGUCUAUUGGCUCCUCCAGUAUCCCAAGUAGCCCAACCACAAGGUCCUUCAGCCCUGUUCACCCCUGCCAACAUACAGAGUCAUCAGGCUGGUCAUCUAAAUACUCUUCCUCAGUCAGGUCUAUCGACUUCUUCAGUUUCUUUAGUAGGCCAAUCACAAGGUCCUUCAAGCCUACAGACGACUUAUUCGAACCCUUUCCCACAGUCAUCUCCUCUUGCUUCAGAAGUAGUUCCCUACUCUUCUGCUGGGGCACCUGUGAAAUCUCAUCCUACAAAGGAGAAGUUUGAGACCAAGUCUACAGUUUGGGCUGAUACAUUGAGCAGAGGCCUUGUUGAUCUUAACAUUUCUGGAGCUAAGAUAAAUCCCUUAGCGGAUAUCGGGAUUGACUUUGAUUCACUCAAUCGGAAGGAGAAAAUAAAAGAGAAAGAGAGAAGCUUGGCAAGUGCGGCCACAUCCACCAUCAACAUGGGCAAAGCUAUGGGAGCAGGCUCUGGCAUCGGUCGUGCUGGUGCAAGCGGCUUGGCACCCCCUCCUAACCCAAUGAUGGGCUCUGCCAUGGGCAUGGGUGGCGGCUAUGGUGUUGGCAUGAAUCAACCCAUGGGAAUGGGAAUUGGAAUGGGGAUGAAUAUGGGCAUGGGUCAAGCACCACCAAUGCGCCCGCCGAUUGGAAUGACUCCUUCGGGUCCAGGCAUGGCCGGAAUUGGUUAUAACCCGAUGAUGGGUAUGGGUGGCUAUGGAACACAGCAGCCAUAUGGAGGUGGUGGGCCUGGCUAUAGGUGAUCGGUGCUGCAAUCUUUAUACAAGUUGAGAAUGAAUGAAUGAAAGAAAGAAAGAGAAAAAGAAAGCCAUGUAUUAGCAAUUUGAGGCAAAAGGUAGACAGACACAGAAGAGUCCUAUUUUCUAUGUGUUGUUUUGAGUUUUGUCUGUUGUUAUAUAUCAGAAGCAUUUGAAUGCGAUAAAUAUAAAUCCUAAAAGCCUGGGCUUGUGCUAUAUAUAGUCUGCAAUGCCUUUGAUUUUAGUUGUUUGUGAAUUAUGUUUGUGAUUUGUUACAGCAUGUACUUGCUCACAAGAAAUAAAGAUCAUUCUAUAUUUUUGUUAUUAA
Molecule: messenger RNA, 2678 nt
Organism: Dioscorea cayenensis subsp. rotundata (Guinea yam)
Lineage: Eukaryota; Viridiplantae; Streptophyta; Magnoliopsida; Dioscoreales; Dioscoreaceae
Product: clathrin interactor EPSIN 2-like
Exons: 9
Coding region: 182-2356 (724 amino acids)
Biological process (GO): endocytosis
Cellular component (GO): plasma membrane; endosome; clathrin vesicle coat
Molecular function (GO): phospholipid binding; clathrin binding
Source: RefSeq, a predicted model, not a curated record